GGGACCGAUGCGACGGGCCUUUUGCUCACUUCACGUGUCGUGAAAUCGUACGAAACACAUCGUGCUAAAAGUGAACACUACACAAAUCGUGGCUAGCAGUUAUACACAAUAGUUCGACAGGUUCUACGAUCACCUUCAACUUCGAUCGCAAAUUUGAAUGUUUCAAAUCUAAUUUCGCACCCAAACCCUCCCAACAACAACAAAACACCAUGCAACGCAUUCCAAAUCCCGCUAAAGUGGCCCUCCGCCAGCGUAUCAAGCAGCAGCUGCACGCACUAACGCCCGCCGAACGUCAGCGACAAUCGAGCAUCAUCAUCGACAAGGUUACGGCCCUUCCGUUCUACGGGCAGUGUCAAAGGAUUAGCGUCUAUCUCAGCACCGACACCGAAGUCAACACCCGACCCCUGCUGGAGCGCAUGUUUCAGCAACGCAAACAGGUUUUUGUGCCGACGUACAACAGGACCGCGAUGAAAAUGGUACGAAUCAAUGAUAUGGAGGAUUACGAGCGGCUACCGACGACCACGUGGAAUAUCAAGCAGCCCGCCUUCGACGAUGUAACGCGCGAAGAUGGUCUCACAACAGGAUUCGAUCUAAUCAUUCUGCCCGGUGUAGCGUUUACCCGUGCAGGUGGGCGUCUCGGUCACGGUGGUGGAUAUUAUGAUCGAUUUUUGCACGAGUACUUUGGCAAACAUCCCAACGGCCCGCAACACACCACCCACCUCGUGGGGGUCGGAUUUAGCGAGCAAAUUGUGGCCGCCGACGAGUUGCCGUCCGACGAGCACGACGUAUCGAUUGAUUGCAUUGUAACGGCGGAUUGAAUAAUGUAGCGAGCGACCGGUAUUGUGCCGUUUAAUUGCAGCCUGUUGAAUACUCAGAAUGGGUGGCAGUUACAAUCACAAAGGAGGGUAAAGGGUUUGGUUUUUAAACUGCCCAUACCAGACACUUUUGAGGUCAAAGGUCCUUUUUUUAAUUUUCAAAGAAAAUGCAAGUAAUACGAAAUUCAAAUUAUUAAUUGCAUUCCAAUUCCCAAGAUUCGACGGUUUGGCCUCGAACCAUCCAAUAUUAACCCAUUCGACCCCACGGCUAUUUCAAAAUCAAUUUAUAAAACAUUUCCAAUUAAUAAACUUUUUUCCCUCUCAACUGUUUCCUAAUAAACCA
Molecule: messenger RNA, 1158 nt
Organism: Anopheles merus
Lineage: Eukaryota; Metazoa; Arthropoda; Insecta; Diptera; Culicidae
Gene: Mthfs
Product: 5-formyltetrahydrofolate cyclo-ligase
Exons: 5
Coding region: 210-818 (202 amino acids)
Biological process (GO): folic acid-containing compound biosynthetic process; tetrahydrofolate interconversion
Cellular component (GO): mitochondrion
Molecular function (GO): 5-formyltetrahydrofolate cyclo-ligase activity
Source: RefSeq, a predicted model, not a curated record